AUAUUGCUUUCUUUCUGUUUUGAUCGACGAGCCGUACUGACGGAGCGAGCUCGUCAUGGUGAACAACCGAGUACCCUCGGUCUUCUCAAAGACCUAUGUCACGCCCCGGCGGCCCUUCGAGAAGGCGCGCCUCGACCAGGAGCUGAAGAUCAUCGGCGAGUACGGUCUGAGGAACAAGCGCGAAGUGUGGCGCGUCAAGUACACGCUGGCGCGCAUCCGCAAGGCUGCCCGUGAGCUGCUCACCCUUGAGGAGAAGGACCCCAAGCGGCUGUUUGAAGGCAAUGCCCUCCUCCGGCGUCUGGUCCGCAUCGGAGUGCUGGACGAGAAGCAGAUGAAGCUGGAUUAUGUGCUCGGUCUGAAGAUUGAGGACUUCUUGGAGCGCCGCCUGCAGACCCAGGUGUUCAAGGCUGGCCUCGCCAAGUCCAUCCAUCAUGCCCGCAUCCUUAUCAGACAGAGACACAUCCGCGUCCGCAAGCAGGUGGUGAACAUCCCGUCGUUCGUCGUGCGGCUGGACUCGGGCAAGCACAUCGACUUCUCGCUCAAGUCCCCGUUCGGCGGCGGCCGCCCGGGCCGCGUCAAGAGGAAGAACCUGCGCAAGGGCCAGGCGGCCGGCGCCGCCAACGACGAGGAGGAGGAUUAAACGAUAAAUCACUUCAUUUAAC
Cydia amplana is the source of this 662-nucleotide messenger RNA. It is a transcript of the gene RpS9, whose product is annotated as small ribosomal subunit protein uS4. Bases 56 to 640 code for a protein of 194 amino acids. The transcript is spliced from 4 exons. Lineage: Eukaryota; Metazoa; Arthropoda; Insecta; Lepidoptera; Tortricidae. Gene Ontology annotation, cellular component: cytosolic small ribosomal subunit. Gene Ontology annotation, molecular function: structural constituent of ribosome; rRNA binding. The record is from RefSeq and is a predicted model, not a curated record. Gene Ontology annotation, biological process: translation; ribosomal small subunit biogenesis.